AUGGCCGACGCCGCGUCGCAGGACUUCAUGGGCCGGGUGAUCGGCGCCGCUUCCCAAGGUGCCGUGGGCGCCGUGGUUGCCGCGUCCCUGAGCGCGGUGACGGAGCCUCUGGUGAACAACAUGUUGGUGAACCGCGCGACGCUCGGGCAGGCGAUCAAGGAGCUGGAUCCCAACAAGAUCAAGAGCUACCUGAACACCACGCUUGCCACCAACUUCAUCAAGUUCCCCUUCUUUGAGGCGACCAAUAUCAUCAUGCAGGGCGUGGACCUUCCCCCGACAGCACGGGGAGCCGCCUUGGGGUCGGUCUUCUGCACCAUCACCCUGCCGAUCACCAACUACCGAUUCCGAAAGUCGAUGAACCUGCCAGUGACGCCUGGCAACCUCUACCAGGCGUACCCGCCAACGGUUCUCCGGGACAUCAUCUACGGCAUCGCGCGCAACAAGGUGUCUGCCUUCCUCAUCUCCCUGAACCCCACCUUUGCGAACUCUACCAUGGGGCGCGUGGUGAACAUGUUCACCACUGUCGUCGCAGCAUGCGUGCUGUCGGCUCCCGGCAACGAGCUUCGUGGUUACUGCCUGCAGCCUCCCGACCGCAAGCAGUCCUUCGCAGACUUCUUCCAGCCCAUCAAGUUCAUCCGCAGCACCUCCGUCGGUGCCGUGAUCAUGGGAAUCAGCCUGGCGAUCGGCAGCCUCGCCACGCCGCAGGUGGAGAAGUUCGUGACGAAGCUGAGGGACUACCUCCAGAAGAACCCGGUGAGCUACAUCCUGCUCAUCCUCUUCUUCGUGCAGCAGAUCCUCCAGAUGCGCCGGCAGACAGAGCUCGUGCAGGCCGUGCAGAAUGGCAGCACCAAGUGA
Messenger RNA from Symbiodinium natans, 855 nucleotides. Lineage: Eukaryota; Dinophyceae; Suessiales; Symbiodiniaceae. The record is from the annotation of a GenBank genome assembly.